AUGACAGAACGUGAUAGGAACGCCAGCCAGGAAACACCGAGAAAUCUAAUGAAACAAAGCGAGAAUCAGUCUGGAGUCUUCGGAUUUGUUGCCCUGUCCUCGUGUAUUCGGAUUAUUGAAUCGCCACCAAUGAACUGUACUCAAAAGGAACUCAACUGUACUGCCAAGAUAAGUGACUGUCUGGAUGAGAGCUGGAUCAGGGAGCAGAGAUGGACCCCGUCGGCUCCCUUUGGGGGGGUCGAGGUAACGGGGGAGGUGAGGGAGGAUGAGCACGGAGACCAGGUGCCAGUCAUGCUAAUCAAGUGGAGAGCAGCUCAAGAUGCGAGCAUCCAGUAUCUGAAAGGAACAGUCGUCCAUGUGCUGAAACUGUCCAACAACGAAAAACUGUGCGUCCAGUACGAGUUCCAAAACAAAAUCAAGAAACAGAACAACGUGUACGGGGCACCGUGGUCGUUCUCUUUGGAUAGAUUUGUGGCGGAGCCGGGAGUGAAGUACGAGGUUUCAGUGUACAACCUGCCCAGACCCAGCCAACAGGGAGACCACUACUACAAAUCCAGGAAUUUCUCUAUGCCAGAAUGCAGAGACGUCCGCAUCAAAAGGACCAAAUUGUGCCAGCUGAGAGGAAGCCUGUGGGAGCCCAACAUUGCGUUCUUCACCUACGGGUUGGAAGCCACAGUGCAGUUGGACACUGGCGAUCACUCGGAGCGAUACAAGGUGGUCCUGGAGAGCUGCUAUGAGUCAACCAUCUGCAACACGAAGAGUCAGGAGAUUACCAAGGAGGGUAAACAAACCAUAAACGCAACAUUCUCACUUAAGGACUGGAAAGCGACGUCUUGUCAAUUUAAUGUGGUGAUUCAGCCUUACUUCGUGGCAUGCAGCAAUGACUGCGUUCGACAGAAGAAAGUGUUCAAUACCUGUAAAGGUUCCCCAGACCCAUCAGACCCCCCGCAGAAGCUGUACUACCUCAUUCCUCUACUGGGAUUACUGGGAGCUGGCUUUGUGGGCUGCUGUGUCAUUACCUGGAAGAGGAACAAGACUACAGAACCGGAAACUGGGGAUUCUGAAGCUGACACCAAUCCCUCGACAGCCCCCCUCCUAGACAGCAGGGAGAGCCCCCAGAAGAGGAAGGUGCUGAUUCUCUACUCCCUGGACCACCCGCUCUACAGGGAUGUGGUACUGAAGUUCAGCGCCUUCCUGCAGGCUGAGUGCGGCGCUGAUGUGCUGCUCGACCUGCUGGACACGCAGCGCAUGGGGGAACUGGGGCACCUGGCCUGGCUGGCAGGGAGGAAGCAGGAGAUCGAGGAGGACUCCUCCAACAAGAUCCUGCUCCUCUGCUCGCGGGGCGUCCGUGCCAAGUGGCAGGCCAUGCUGGGGGGGGCGGGGGUGCUGCUCAAGCAGGACGUGCUCUCGCCCAUGGGGGACAUGUUCACCCCCGCCCUGAACCUCCUUCUCCCGGACUUCAAGCUGCCUGCCUCCUUUGGGAAGUACGUGGUGGCAUAUUUUGAGGGGGUGAGCGGCGAGCAGGAUGUGCCCGAGCCCUUCCACAUCGCCGUCACGUACAAGCUGAUGAAGCACUUCGAGGAGAUCUACUUCCGGCUUCGCGGUGAGGAGAAGCACAAGCCGGGCCGGGUCAAGCGGGUCCCAGGGAUCUCGGAGGACGAGUACUUCCACAAGCCCAGCGGCCGGGCGUUGCGCCACGCCAUCGAGGCCUUCCAGGUGCACCAGGCUGCACACCCAGACUGGUUUCAACAGGAGUGCCUGCAGAGCGAGGAGGAGGCCUUCGGGGGUGUGGUGGAGGAGGAGAGCAUCCCGGGGCAGCUCCAUGAGACCUGCAUGCACCAGGUCAUGCUGCAAUAUGAGAAAACGGCUCCACCCUGCGUCCUCAACGAGGUCCUCUCCUCCCAGCCUACAGCUGGGGUCCUGGCUCUGAGCCACAUGCCGAGGGAGGUCAAGCAUGGAGUCCUGUCCCAGGCGGUUCUCCACCACGCUGGCCCAGAGCUCUGCCAGAUCUUUACUUCGCAGCCGGUCCUCCGGGACGACAGGGGGAGCUCCUGCACCCAGGUGCUGGUUUGUCCUUCUGCUUUGGAGGAGGGCAGCUGUCUGAGAGCCGAGCUAUCGGUGCAGACGCCAGCAUUGCUGGAGAGAAACGAGCCGAGUGUGCUUGGGGAGGAGGGGGAGGAGCUUGGGGGUGAGGAGGGAGGGGGGCAUGGGGAGGAGCUUGGGGAAGUCCCGCUCCGGUCUCCCAGCCACCUCUCCCCCGAGAUGUGGCACAGCCUCCUGGCUCUUCAGCAGUCCCACAGUGCCCUCCCGGGCCCUUCUCUGCUCUCCGAGCCAGACCAGCGGGGGCACAGCGACAAGAGGUGGUCGGGCGAGUCAGACCAGGGCUACAUCUCGAGGAGCUCCCUGGGGCCAGACCCCCAGAAUGACCCCCAGAGUGAUCCCAUGGCCGAAGUGAGGAAGCUGCAGCAGGAGUGUUUCAUGGACAGUCUGCGGUCACCAGGGCUGGCAGCCUUGGCACUGCCAGCGAGCUGA
Acipenser ruthenus (sterlet) is the source of this 2532-nucleotide messenger RNA. Its product is annotated as interleukin-17 receptor A-like. The transcript is spliced from 13 exons. The record is from RefSeq and is a predicted model, not a curated record. NCBI's taxonomy places the organism in Eukaryota, Metazoa, Chordata, Actinopteri, Acipenseriformes, Acipenseridae. Bases 1 to 2532 code for a protein of 843 amino acids. Gene Ontology annotation, molecular function: interleukin-17 receptor activity.